Linum tenue is the source of this 1243-nucleotide messenger RNA. The record is from the annotation of a GenBank genome assembly. Lineage: Eukaryota; Viridiplantae; Streptophyta; Magnoliopsida; Malpighiales; Linaceae.
AUGUGGGCUGCUUGAAGUUCAAAUAUUGGGAGUGGGCCCUUGUCAACAAAUAAAAUAGAAAAAAAAAACAAAACUGCGGUGGCCCGUUUGGUGAAAUUUCAUCGAUUCGGCCGAGCGGAGAAGAAUCAAAUCAAUAAACUCUCUCGUAUCUAUUCUAGGGUUAGGGGUUUUCUGCGCCAAGAGCAUAGAUUAGAACCACAGCAGGGUAUCGAGAAAUGUCGAAGAAGAACAAUUUGUCCAAGAGAAAGAAACAGUAUGAGUUCGAGCUGCAGAGAGAAAAGGAGGAGAGGGAGAAGCAGAAGAAGAAGCUCCAAGCAAAGAAGAACAAGAUGAAAGUUGAUGGUAGUGGGAAGACGAAGAAGAAGAAAGGUAGUAGCGGGUUUCAGGUUGGGAAGAAGAAGAAGAAGUUGAAGACCAAAUUGACUGCAACUGCAAAAGCUAAAGCUGCUCAGGCCAUGGAGCUUGACAAGUAGGAAGAGAAAAAAGAAAUGAACUUUAUGUACUGUGAGGUUUGUUCUCUGUUCUGAUUCUAACUAGUUAUUUAGGAGAAUGCUUUCCUUGCCUGUUCUGUGUGUGUGCCUUGUGGAAAUGGACGUUUUGAGAGGUAGUUCGAAGUUCAAUGAGGAUGGUGCAUUCUUCUUUCGUUCUUUCUCUGCAAGUCGCGUCGUAGUUUGUUGUACAUUGUCUUGUGUUGUUUGGUUGAAACAAACUCCUUCCAAAUCGAACAACGAGCAUACUGGGUAAUAGUAUACAGCGUCUGGAAAAUUUAUCUCUGCUUUCUUUUCUUGUUGGUUCAUCUUGCCCUUUUUUUCAGGCUGAAGGCCAACAAGCUAAGGUUCAUCGUCAUCUAUGUUUGUUGCGGCUUGGUUUAUAUUCCGAAUAUCAGGUUGCAAUUCCCAAACGAGGUAGCUACUACGUAACAUUGUUAGUCAAAGUUCAGGAUUUCCGUGUUUUGAAAACUAGCAAUUCUUAGCUAGGUUCUGGUAUCCCAGUUGAGCUUGGUAGUGCUUCCCUUCUCCUUCAUGACAGAACCCUAGAAACAUUGCAUUUCCCCCCGCAACAGGGUGAUUGCGAGAUUUAGCAAAUCUCAUUGCAGUUUUUCAUCCAGAUAUGCAGCGAUUGUAAUCCAGGGUCUGAGAUUAUUAGUCGUUCUUUUAGAAUUUUGUUGAUUUACUACUCCCAAUUCCGAGGGGUUGGAAGUUGAGUUGUGCACGAGGUCGUUCUACUCUUUCUCCUUGCUGAC